GGCUUUGCCAAUAUCUGUCUAAUUUUGUCAAGCUCUCUUCCUACGUGCCUCUAUAAAUACAUCACCACGCACAUCCUCCUUGGAGCAUCAUAGAGAAAAGUAGUGAAAGGAUUAGAAUUUGAUCGAUCUGUAAAGAAUGUCCCUAAUCAUGAAAAUUUCGGUGCUGCAAAUUUUGGCGCUUUGUAUUCUGGAUGGUGUCCUCCAUUGCCAAGGUUGGGCUCGUCAUACUUUUGUGGUGCAAGAGACUCCAUACACAAGACUUUGUAGCACAAAAAACAUAUUGACGGUAAAUGGACAAUUUCCUGGACCAACUCUACACGUUAACAAAGGAGAUACUAUCGUUGUUGAAGUUCAUAACAAAGCCAAUUAUAACAUCACCAUCCACUGGCAUGGAGUGAAACAACCAAGAUAUCCAUGGUCAGAUGGUCCUGAAUAUAUUACACAAUGUCCAAUCCGACCAGGACAAAAGUUUCGCCAGAAGAUAAAACUUUCCUCAGAAGAAGGAACUCUCUGGUGGCACGCGCACAGUGACUGGUCACGGGCCACUGUUUAUGGCGCUAUAGUCAUCCAUCCCAAGAACGGAACUAGUUAUCCUUUUCCCAAGCCUCAUGCGGAAGUACCCAUCAUAUUAGGAGAGUGGUGGAAGAAAGGUAUAACGGAGUUAUAUAAUGAAUUUCGUGAAAGUGGGCAAGACCCCAGUGUGUCCGAUGCAUAUACUAUCAAUGGUCAACCUGGAGAUCUAUAUCCAUGCUCAAAAUCUGAAACUUUCAAAUUCAGGGUGGACUAUGGAAAGACAUAUCUACUCCGCAUAAUCAACGCUGCUCUUCAGGAUAUUCUCUUCUUUGGCAUCGCCAAACAUAAAUUGACGGUCGUUGGAACAGACGCUAGCUACACCAAGCCACUGAAGACAGAUUACAUUGCAAUAUCACCUGGACAAACGAUUGAUGUCUUGUUAGAAGCAAACCAGCCGCUAGGUGAUCAUGACUAUUCCAUGGCUGCUAAAGUUUAUUCCAGCGCAAAUGGGGUCGAAUACGAUAAUACUACCGCCACUGCUCUUUUACACUACAACGUCGGAAACGACAAUAUUAAUCCAUCUUCAACACCCUACUUACCUAAUCUUCCUUCCUACAAUGACACAAAUGCAUCUGCUAACUUCACUGGUAGCCUUAGAAGUUUAGCUGAUGAUGAUCAUCCAGUUCAUGUGCCUUUAAACAUAAGCACACCACUCAUAUUUACCGCUUCUGUAAAUAUAUUUGCAUGUGCGAGUAAUAGUACUUCAUGUAAUGGAACGCGGCUCGCUGCAAGCAUGAACAACAUAAGCUUUCAGUUGCCAACCACUGACAUACUAAGUGCAUAUUAUUACCAUAUUGGCGGCGUCUAUGGGGACAAAUUUCCAAGUGUACCACCUUUGAAAUUUAAUUUUACAGCAGAUGUUCUCCCAGCGUAUCUACUGACGCCAAAAACAGGGACAGAAGUGAAAGUAAUUGAAUAUAACUCAACGGUGGAGCUUGUUUUGCAAGGAACAAACUUGGCUGCAGGGACUGAUCAUCCCAUGCACAUACAUGGGUAUAGUUUUUACGUGGUUGGUUGGGGAUUUGGGAAUUUUGACAAAGACAAGGACCCUUUGGGAUAUAAUCUUGUUGAUCCUCCUCUUCAGAAUACUAUUGCUGUCCCUAAGAACGGCUGGGCUGCCAUACGAUUCAAAGCAAACAACCCAGGGGUGUGGUUCAUGCACUGCCAUUUAGAACGUCACCUGAGUUGGGGUAUGGAUAUGACAUUCAUUGUUAAGAAUGGGGAUCACUCAGACGCGCAAAUGCUGCCCCCACCACCAGACAUGCCGCGGUGUUGAAUAAGAAGCGAAUUAAUUUGUGCCUUUUUUUUUUUUUUUUUUUUAACAUGUCCACACAAGAGGGGAAAGGGGAAUUCGAACUAGUGACCUCUGCUUCAUGAGACGUGGUCUCCAGCCGAUUGAACUACCCCUUGGGAACGUGCCUUAUUUCAUUUAUAUGCUUCAUUAUCGAUCUGCUUGUAUUUAGAUGACUGGAUGUUUAUUUCUUUAGCAUAUUUUAAAAAAGGAAAAAGUACACUACCUCCUUUAAACUA
Alnus glutinosa is the source of this 2103-nucleotide messenger RNA. RefSeq names its product laccase-14-like. The record is from RefSeq and is a predicted model, not a curated record. Gene Ontology annotation, cellular component: apoplast. Gene Ontology annotation, biological process: lignin catabolic process. Gene Ontology annotation, molecular function: hydroquinone:oxygen oxidoreductase activity; copper ion binding. The coding region runs from base 137 to 1849 and encodes 570 amino acids. NCBI's taxonomy places the organism in Eukaryota, Viridiplantae, Streptophyta, Magnoliopsida, Fagales, Betulaceae. The transcript is spliced from 6 exons.